Molecule: messenger RNA, 2754 nt
Organism: Aspergillus affinis
Lineage: Eukaryota; Fungi; Ascomycota; Eurotiomycetes; Eurotiales; Aspergillaceae
Exons: 7
Coding region: 1-2754 (917 amino acids)
Molecular function (GO): catalytic activity
Source: RefSeq, a predicted model, not a curated record
AUGGUAGAAAGCGGAGACGGACAGACAUCUAGUGACGAUGCCGGGGACGGCGGAGCACACGGCGCUGCCACCUCGGCGGGCUCGUUAAUGGUGAGCAUGCCCGACAUUAUACUUCACGUCCAAGACAACCGUAGGAUGAAUGCCUAUCUAGGACCUGAGCUGGCCUCGAUCAAGCAGACCCUUCAGAAUGUCCAACAACAUACCUAUAGUACCCAGUCAAGCAUUCGGAACCAGAGUCACCAUUCCUGGGCCUCUAUAGUCAGAAAUGCGCCUCUUCUAACCCAUACGAUCUCCUCCUACGGCUCCUCUAGUACCGCCCCGGCCACCCCGUCGGAGCUCAGCAAGGAUCGCGAAGUAAUCGUUAAACUGCGAGAUGUUGGUACCCAGAAGACCUACCGAAAGAAGUCAUCGGCAGAGAUAAAGGACAAGACAGAAAAUGCAAGGAAAAAGGCUGCAAUAGCAAUUUCUGCAUUUUCCCUGGCGAGAGCCCGAUUCGUUUCCGCUCGGCAGCUACGCUCGGAAGAUUUAAACCUGGCAUUACGUACUGCUGCAGAGGCCGAAACUGCUAGGAUCUACGACAAAUGGGCAGAUUUCAUGUCAAACGGGGCUACCCUGCGGCGCCCUACGUGGGGCGUAAUAGUUUAUAGUAUCCCGAUCAAGUCAAUUCAGGACCUGAGUGAUCAGGGCGAACAGGACCGAGUAACCAGCGAGCUACUUGACGAGAACAAAGAAGUUUGGAACCAGAAACCUGAUAUCAGACGCGUAACCUGGCUUACCUAUCCUUCCAAUUAUAAAAACCAGAAAUCUUCCGCUCUUAUUGUCGAAUUCUCUGGCCCGAGACAUGCAAAUGAGGCAAUCAUGAAAGGGACUAUUUGGGCUAGCGAUAACCGGAUGACUGUUCUAUAUGAUAGGAACGCGCGGAUUCGGCGAUACUUUAAAUGUCAACAAUAUGAACACAUAGGAAUCGGGCGCAAAUGCGCUGGAUGCGGCGAAGCGCACGCCGCCUGGUCAAGAGCUUGCAUGAGAUACGUAGCAGAGCAGGAGCGGGUGCAAGCUGCAGCUCAAUAUCGGCAGCCCCUGCACCGCAUCCCGCCCUAUCUACAGGAUCAUUCCUCCGUGGGUAGCGACACGGAGACCUCUAGCCCGCCCAACAGCGAGGGGCGGGCUGCAGGAUCUGAGGGAAGAAGAAAGAGAUUGACCCGGUCAACCAGCCGGCCAACAGAGCAAAAUCGCUCUACAGUAAGGUUUCAAGAAAGAUCUACACUGCUAUACAGCUUACAGGAGCUUGUCCCUGUGCAGCAUAAAGAGGCCCUGAUAGACCUAAACCCGGAAAUUGACGUAGACCCUAUUCCGUCCGAGUCAGAACCGUCGAUUGCCCAGCAAAUCGAUAUGAUUAACGAACCAGAGACGCCCGCACCAGUGACCCCUGCCCCCAGGGGUCGCACUCUGACAUCGACUAGCGAUACUUUUAGCGAUAACGCAGUAACUGCCUUCCUAAAAUCGCCGGAGGCACCUCUUGUCCCUGCACCUACCCCCUCAGAACAUUCGACUACGAUCGUCCUGGCCGAAGAUAACACGCCUGGCCGUUCAUUCCUCCGGGACCCUGCGGUCCUAGAGGCUGACCUCAUCUUUGUGCAAGAACCUUGGGAGAAUCCCUACCAGAAUACUACCUACCAUCCUGCUAACGGCUCCCACCAGCUCCUAUACCCGGAUUCGACCGAGAUAGGGGACGAGCGGGCCCGCGAGCUCAAGCUCACUGAUGCUGACGGCCAACAAGUACGCAUCUUCAAUAUAUAUAAUCGACCAGACGAAGUGGAUAGCACUACCCUCGACCUUGUUAUCUCUCUAAUUAUCUUUGCCGGCCCUAUUAACAGCUCUACUAAUUCCCGUUUGCUCCUAUUAGGCGACUUUAAUCUCCACCACCCGGCGUGGGGAGGAGAACGCUCUAAAAGAGACUCCUCGUCCGACCAGUUACUGGAACUGAUAGAUACGAGGUUUCUAGACCUCUGGCUGGAGCCAGGCACUACCACGUGGGAGCGCAACGGAAACAAGACCACUAUCGAUCUGGUUUUCGGCUCGCAGGACCUGACCCCUAGGCUCGUUACCUGCGAGGUCAACGAGCGAAACCACGCAGAUUCGGACCACUAUCCAAUACGAACCCUUCUUGAUAUCAGUACUAAAACCCCCGAAGCACAGCAAAGAAGGAACUGGAAAGCCUGCAGUAUCAAAGACCUACAAAGCUUCGUGGACCUUAACCUACAGAGCAAGGCCUUUCCCUUGCAAAUAAAGCAGCAUAUUGAGCUCGCUAUAGAAUACUUUAUCGAGACGAUCAACCAAGGAAUCGCUGCCUCUACCCCGUGGGCGAAGCCUAGCAAGUGGGCGAACCCUUCAUUCAAUGCGGAAUGCCGCGAAAUGGUCAAGAUUACCCGGAAAUUCCGGCAUAAGUACACAGAAUCAGUUAUUACGAACGGUCCUACUGACCCUACUACAGGCCUCCGGGAAACCCGCGGAAGCCUUAUACCGACGCUAAAAACGGAUGACGGGCUCGCAGAGACUGCAGAACAGAAAGUAGAGGCGUUUCGCAAAGCUUUCUUUUCUGAAUCACCUCUGGCUGACCUCUCUGACAUCCCUACGGCCCGGAUACCCCCCCAGAUCGACUUCCCGGACCUUACCGAGCACAAGGUACUCCGCUGUAUCAGGCGAGCGCCUCCCGAUAAAGCACCAGGACCGGAUGGCAUCCCUAAUAAGGUCUAG